GCCUUGUGUAUACAAUCUUGGCAUUUUGUACCAUUCAGGAAUUUCCCCUUGACCGUGUGAAGGUUAUUGUAUGAAAGGAGGACGAGAGUGGGGGUGUUGUGCUUUAGUUCAAAUUCUAUGGAUCAAGAGUUGCCACCCACACCACUCCCUCUCCACCACUCCCCCUUCUCUCUAGUCAUAGUCAGACACAAGCAGACUGGUUGAGUGGCAACACACUACGAGAGGGGGGAAAAUAUCUGUAGAAUUGAAUGAGCUGUUUUAAGGGAGCCCUAGCUAGUCUCCCCCUCUGAGCCCGGGAAGUAGUGGAAAACGUGAGAAACGCUGCGCCUAUUCUCCGAGUAGUUCUGAAACGAGCACGAGGGGUAAAGACCGCAUCUCUAAAAACGACUUCCUUCAAACCCCUGGAACUGUGACUGUCCUGAGGAGAACACUCCCCUCACACACUCCCCAACUGACCGUGGAGGCGUGAGAAGAGCCGUGGAGAGGAGCAGCUGACGCGAAACAGACGAAGCACAACAAGGAAGAGACUAAAAAGGAGAGGGGGAGGAGAAGAUGGAGGCCUUGAUUCCUGUGUUGCAGCGACACCCUGGAAUGUCUGUGUUGGUGUGGGCUCUGAUGUUCCGGGUGGCCCACCGACUACUACAGAAUCUGCCUGUGCCCAAAGCGGUAGCGGUGGAUGACUUCCGCUCCUGGAAGUGGAGGAACCUCUCGGUCUCUAUGGUCCACUCCCUCCUGACAGGGACUUGGGCUGUGACCUGUGUGAUCAUUUCGCCUGAGUUGGCAACCAACAUUCACUCCUUCUACACGGCCCCGGCCUACAUGCUCAUCUGCAUCUCAUCAGGAUACUUUGUACAAGAUGCAGGUGACAUCAUUCUAACUGGACAUGCAAGAGGAUCCUGGGAGUUCUUAAUUCAUCAUGUUCUGGUGCUCUGGUGCUUCCUGUAUUCUCUGUACUCGCACCUCUACGUGGCCGGUGCUGUGGUGGCUCUCUUUGUGGAGGUUAACAGUGUCACCCUGCAUUUGAGGCUAAUGCUGAAGCUAGCAUCACAGCAGUCAUCCCCUCUGUACCAAAUCAAUAAGUUCCUCAACCUCUUCACCUACAUCGUCUUCCGCCUCAGCGCACAGUUCUACCUCACAUAUUACAUUGUCCAGAACUACUCCUGGAUGGACAAAGGAGGCUACUUCCUUGUUACUAUGACUCUCAUGAACACCAUGAUCCUGAUCUACUUUUAUCGUCUUCUCCGCGCCGACUUCUUCCCCCGGAGCAGGGCUCACAUGGAGCAAAAUGGCACCCACAACAACGUCAAAAAGUUCCUCACUGAAUGACACCGAUAGUGACAUGAUCGUAUACCAGAUGUUGUGUUUGGUGUGUUUGUUCGGUUACACAUCUCAUCACAUUGUGUCAAGCUGUGACUUCAUUAUUAUUAUUAUUAUUAUAACAACAAAAAAGCUCUCAAAGGCUUGUGUUGUUGUGAGAGGCGGCCAGGAAAGGAUGUGGACAGUGGUACAUGCCCUAUAGUGAUGAUUAUGCCCACUGUGGCUGAAGAUCCCUCACUCACACUAACUGGGCAGCAUACAGUGAGAGACUGGUCUGUUCACACUGACUGGGAGAAUCCUACUAAAUUACUUCCAGGAUACUGUGCCACUUUUGCUUCUGAUCAUAGCUAAUACAAUUGUUAACAAUAUAGGAAUUUACAUGAUUCAUGUAGAAUGCUCUUUUACAGAAGAAAUGCUAGCAAUCAUACAUGCAUACAGUAGAGAAACAAACUGCCAAGGAUAACCGGGACCACCUUGGUUGCUGUACAUCCCACCCCACAAAUUCUGUCAGGUGUGGCUUAGCAACAUAGUUUUAUUGAAAUUUCCACUAAUAGGAUUUUGUAAAUGUACUAUAAUACAAUCAAUAUCUGACACCAACAAACUGUCAGACAAUACAUCUGUUUCACUUUCAUUCUUCCCUGUUUGGUCUCAAAAGGUCAACACCAAUACAUGAGUGACUGGCAUUCUUACAACAGCGACCAUUCUUUUCAUUCCAUAAAUCUAACGUAGUGAAAUGCAUGUAUCCCCUGGAAAGUAGCUGAAUGUACAGCCAGGUCAUUUUUAAUUUAUUUAUUGAGGUUACAAGAAUUGCUUCUCCAAGUUAUUUAUCAAAGUGAACCAAACCGAAACGGACAGGUCCAGAGGAUGGGUUAGCCAUAGUAGUGCCUAUACCGCAGUUCCUUCGCAACAAUUUUCCCUGGAUAGCCCCCAUAGUAUGUCUAUAGACAGUGUUUGGGAAGCUACUCAGCAAAAAAAAAAAAAAGCUUCUUCUCACUGUCGACUGCGUUUAUUUUCAGGAAAAUUAA
Molecule: messenger RNA, 2342 nt
Organism: Oncorhynchus nerka (sockeye salmon)
Lineage: Eukaryota; Metazoa; Chordata; Actinopteri; Salmoniformes; Salmonidae
Product: TLC domain-containing protein 1-like
Exons: 5
Coding region: 553-1326 (257 amino acids)
Biological process (GO): regulation of membrane lipid distribution; phospholipid homeostasis; membrane assembly
Cellular component (GO): plasma membrane
Source: RefSeq, a predicted model, not a curated record